Molecule: messenger RNA, 1893 nt
Organism: Closterium sp. Naga37s-1
Lineage: Eukaryota; Viridiplantae; Streptophyta; Zygnematophyceae; Desmidiales; Closteriaceae
Source: the annotation of a GenBank genome assembly
AUGGCUUACAUGCUUCGGCACGGAGUGGCCCGCGACGAGACGACCAUUGCCGCCCUCCUCUCCGCCUGCGCAGCUGUUGCUGACGUGGCGGGCAUGGAGGCGGCUCUGCAGCGGGCAGUGCGACGGGGUAUGCUGGAAACGACUCCAGCUGGCGCCUACGUGUCGCCAAGUGGAGCAGUCCGGAGCCUGCCAGCUGGCGCUUACGUGGCAGCAGCGCAGGCGUUUGGAGCUGCAGGGAAGGUGGGAAGGAUGAGGGAGAUGCUGGGAAUCGCGCGGCAAGUGGGGCAGAACCAAGCGUGGGCAGCCGCAGAGGAGGUGGAGAGGGAGUGCUAUUUGACUGCCAUCGAUGCUUUUCUUACCUCUGCUGAUAAUGAUGACGAUGCUGGUCGUAGCCGCAGUGGUGGUUUGGCUGACACUUUGAGAAAGAGAGAGGGUGAAGGGGGAGCAGCUGGCAACAGAUGGUCCGAAGCUGACUCACCAGCAGCAGCUUCGGCGAUAGGUUCGGCAGCCGGGGCGCCCGAGGAGCCACCAGCUUUGGAGAGAGCGGAGGCGCUAUUGGAGGAGAUGCAUGGGCGGGGGAUGUGUGCUGACGUGGCGACGUACAGUGCUGUGCUGGCAGCGAGGGGGCACGGGGCGGUGGUGGAGGGGGCAGCAGAGGAGGUGCUUGAGGUGGAGGCGUGGGGGAUGAGUGAAGCGGCGGUGUGCGCUGCUGCCCUGCUCUUGCUGCUGGCACAAGCACAGGCAGAGACAGACAGAAAGAAUACCCCAACACAAGUGGAAUGUAUAUCAUCCGAUGCUACUGCUGCUCCUGCUUCUGCGCUGCCUACUGCUACUGCUGCUCCUGCUUCUGCGCUGCCGACUGCUACUGCUGCGACGGCCUCUGCAGCAUCAGCAGAAUCCCACCUGCUGCUUCCCUGGCUCUGCUCCCUACAGGCUGCUCGCUUCCGCCCUCUCGUUCGCUUCCUGGGCCUGUCGCUGGUAGAGGGUGGGAUGACAUGGGACUUGACGCUGGAUGGAGGCUUGGAGUGCAGAGGAGUAACUUUUGAGCUGACUCAAAAGUCGCUGGAGGGAGGCUUGGAGAGCAGAGGAGUGGGGCAGCAAGAGGUGGUUGGGAGAUUUGGCUCGCAGGGCAGUGGAGAGGAGCGGCGGCAACAGCUGACAGGAUUUGAUGCUUCAUCAGCACAGGAGAAGGCUCUGUUCCAUGACUUAAGGAAGCUUCUUCGAAGCGUCCAAGGCAGUGCCCACCCUGCUUCCCUGCGCCCUCUGUUUGCCUCUCUUGCCGCAGCUCUCUGCAGGUUUGGCAGGCUUCGCCGAGCCUGUUUGGUCCUGGAAGAGGCUCGGAGAUUUGGAGCAUAUCCAACACCGCCAAGCCUACUUGUGCCGAGCCUGGCUGGCCCGGUUUGGUCGCUGGACCUGCACUUGUACCGAGGUCCGGUGGCAGUGCUUGCACUGGCAGUGUGGCUGGAGGAGCUCUGCUGGAAGAUUUCCAAAGCUGAAAAGGAGGCUCGGGAUGGUUUAGUGGAAGGCUCGGGAGGAGAGAGACUCGGAAGGCAAGUAUUGAAAGGAGAUAUUGAAGGGGAUUAUGAGCUACAGUGGCCUGCACGAGCUGUGAUUAUAUUGGAGGCCAGUGGGCAUGAGUUGCUGGAGCCAUCACAAGGGCGGAGAGCUGUGAGAGACUUCAUGGCUUGUAGUGAGUUGCCCUUUAAAGCGCUCAGUAGUGAUCCGUAUGGGCGCAUGGAUGCAGAGGUGGAUGGGUUGAGGGAAUGGGUGGAUGGGAAGUGGCCGAUAGCAAGUGAUGCAGGGAAAACAGCAGGGAGCGAUGCCUUAAAGCAUUUCAGGCCUGGUCUGUGGCAAGACGUGAGAAACUUUCUGCUGGUUUAUUUUGAACAAUGA